Suncus etruscus (white-toothed pygmy shrew) is the source of this 1248-nucleotide messenger RNA. RefSeq names its product PHD finger protein 7 (gene PHF7). The transcript has 10 exons. NCBI's taxonomy places the organism in Eukaryota, Metazoa, Chordata, Mammalia, Eulipotyphla, Soricidae. Gene Ontology annotation, cellular component: nucleus. The coding region runs from base 106 to 1248 and encodes 380 amino acids. The record is from RefSeq and is a predicted model, not a curated record.
AAAUGUAGGAUUCAAUUGCUGACAAAGCCCUGUUUAUGCUUAUAGCUCGAAGAGUCCUCAUUAUAGUAUAGAAGAACUCAAGACAGAAAAGAUAGGGAACAGCGAAUGAAGACUAUAAAAGAAAAGAAGAAAUGUCCAAGAUUGAGAAAAUCGGCCAAGAAUAGGAGGAUAACCCAGAGGAAGCCAUCUUCAGGGCCUGUUUGUCGGUUAUGCUUUGAAGAACCUGGGGAUCCCGAAAAACUAGGGGAAUUUCUUCAGAAAGACAAUCUCAGCGUGCAUUAUUUCUGUCUUAUCCUAUCUAGCAAGUUGCCUCAGAGAGGCCAGUCCAACAGGGGUUUCCACGGAUUCCUGCCUCAAGACAUCAAAAAGGAAAUAGCCCGAGCUUCUAGGAAGAUAUGCUUUGUGUGCAAGAAAAAGGGAGCUGCCAUCCAGUGCCAGAAGGAUCAAUGCAUCAGAAACUUCCAUCUGCCUUGUGGUCAAGAACAGGGUUGCCUUUCACAAUUUUUUGGAGAGUACAAAUCGUUUUGUGAAAAACAUCGCCCAACACAGGACAUCCAAAAGGGAAAUGGAGGGGAGGAAAGCUGUGUCUUAUGCUGUGAAGACUUAUCCCAAUCACCUAUUCAAAACAUCCAGAGCCCGUGCUGUAGUCAAACAAUCUACCACCGAAAGUGCAUACAGAAAUAUGCCCACACAUCAGCAAAGCAUUUCUUCAAAUGUCCACAGUGUAACAAUCGAGAAGAGUUUCCUCGAGAAAUGCUAAGAAUGGGAAUUCAUAUUCCUGACAGAGAUGCCGCCUGGGAACUGGAGCCAGGGGCUUUCUCGGAAUUAUAUCAGCGCUAUCAGCAUUGUGAUGCCCCCAUGUGUCUGCAUGAGCAAGGAAGAGACAGCUUUGAAGACGAAGGGAGGUGGUGCCUCGUUCUGUGUGCUACAUGUGGAUCCCAUGGAACCCACAGGGAUUGCUCCUUUCUUGGGUCCAGCUCUAAGAAGUGGGAGUGCCAAGAAUGCACACCUUCUGCCAAAGCCACAGACUACACACCUGAAAACUCAUGUGACAUCCCCUGCUGCAGCAACACCUCUGAGGAGCAUUUUUUCAGAGACUCUAGUCUGGAAGACAUUUCUACCCCUUUGUGGAGUGACUGGCCAGGACCUUCCUUAUUAGAUAAACCAGAGUUCUCUGGUGGCAGGAGGAGGCGCUCCUGGAGAUUGAAGAGUCUCAGAAUUACUAAGAACUGCAAAAAACCCAAGUGA